AUGGCCAAUACAACUAUUCUACCCAAUUGUAUUGUAAUAACUGCAAAUCCGGAACCUUAUCAGCAUUUCGCCCAGAUAGUUAACGGAUGGAUGACAACCAUCUGUGUCGUUCUGGGCAGCUCCUUCAACAUUCACGGAAUACAUAGUGUUAUAAUGAAUGCUGAUAAGAACCGAGGAGUUGUCUUAGGUGUUUCAAUGGUUUUUCUUGGUUUAUGGGAUACUGUUCUAUUAUGGUGUGCUUUUUUCUAUUAUGGAAUCAAACAUAUGCCAUUCGGAUUUGUGAGCACUGAAAUGCUGAAUCAUCUGACGCCGUGGUUUCAUGCAUUUUCACAAAUCGCAAAUACAGCAUCGAUAUGGUGUGUGGUUGCAAUAACAUUACAAAGGUUCAUGGCUACACGAGAUCCUUUUCGGUCAAGCAGAUCGCCAGCAUUUGCUCAUUCUUUUCGUAGUGAACGACGAAUAUCUUUCAUCUCAUGUUCAACAUAUCGUCGAUUGUUACGGAUGCCUUUCAUACUCUCUUUGUGUGCCAUAAUCAUCAAUGUGCCAGCUUUUUUUGAGAUAAUUGCUGCGCCCUGCUUCAGCAGAGUGCAUAACAAGAAAUCAGUUCAUCUCAUCGUCACACCAUUCCGACGAGAUGCCAUGUACAAAAUGUAUCGCCUACUAUCUCGAAUGAUUCUCAUUUCCAUUGGGCCGAAUAUUUUUAUUUUAUGUGUUACAUUAAUAACUAUUUAUAUUCUGAAAGGAUCAAACCGAUCACGAAGACAAUUAUUCCAAAUGAGCGAUAUGCUGAUUGAGCGUCAUGCCUCCAGAGAAACAACACAAACAUGGAUAUCCAUAAUAUUGGUUUUCAAAUUUCUCCUUUUACGGAGUUUGACAUUCGCUUUGGACAUCAUGGAAAUGACAAUUGGAGUGACGAAUUUCUUCGUUGUCGAUAUUAGCAACUUUCUGUUAAUUCUCAAUAGCGCAACUAACUGUAUUCUAUUUCUCAAAGCUAAGCAAUGGAUGGACAAUCGAUGGCAUGAGAAAAAAACAAUAAAAAGGAAGAAAACGUUAUGCGAUGCUAGCCUUCUACAAGGUGAACGUGCUGCCAUUCUUCAUAAGACGUGGCAAAAUGCUCUGCGCAUGACCAACAGUCAGCUUGGCCUUCGCGUGCUGUACUCAAUGCUUCGGAAACAUCCAGCAUUAUUCAACGUAUUCCGAAUGCCGAAUCAGACUAUUUAUUCGACGGACAAGUGUCCUGUUGAACCGGAAUUGGUUUCGCUACUCACCAAUGGUCAACGGCGAAGCUUUGAUAUCAUUACAAAUACGAAAUAUCAGGAAGUUGCCGAUAGAAUAACUACAUUCAUAACCGAAAUGAUUGAUUUGAUGAUGAGAGGACAACCAGAAGAGUACGUCGUCAUGAGAGUUCGACGAAUCGGAGCAAUUCAUUAUGAUAAAGGGAUUCAUUUCUCAUCGUCUGUAUGGAAGGAAUUCAAAAAUAGUACAAUUUCCAUAAUUGCCGAAUGUGAUUUUGAUUCUCAAGCGGAACGUGAUGCUGCCAUGGAUGCAUGGAAUAUUUUCACUUCAUUCAUCAUACGGGAAAUGAAAAUGGGUACUUGGGCUAUUGGAGAAACACUUGGAACAAUGCCUUGA
Molecule: messenger RNA, 1632 nt
Organism: Auanema sp. JU1783
Lineage: Eukaryota; Metazoa; Nematoda; Chromadorea; Rhabditida; Rhabditidae
Source: the annotation of a GenBank genome assembly